AGAGCGACGCUGUGGUGGCGCGCGCUCAAGAUUCCGAUGUACUCCGUCUGCGUCGCGCCGCUAAUCGUCGCAGCGUCGCUGUGCCACCACUGGUACGGAUGCGUCAACGCGUCGCAGUUCGGUCUGUUCGCGCUGGGCGGGUGCCUCGUCAUCGCGUGGUUGAACUUGUCGAACGACGCGUGGGACGCGGCGACGGGCGUGGACGACGACAAGGAAAUGGACGGCGGCGGGAAGCCGGAGUCGAUCGUUCGCCUCAUGGGCGGCGACGUUCACGCGGUGAAUAAAGUCUCGCUUCUCGCCGUCGGGUGCCUGCUCUCCGGGAUCGGCGCGCUCGUCAUGGCGUCCACGGUGGACGUCGCGGGGGUGAGCUCGAACGUUCUCUCCAUGCUCGGCGUCGCGGUGCUGUGCGGGCAGGCGUACCAGGGCCCGCCGUUCCGAAUGUCGUACAAGGGCUUGGGCGAGCCGCUGUGUUUCGCCGCGUUCGGCCCGCUCGCGACGGGCGCCUUUUACCUCGCGUUGGCCGCGGGCACGGGCGGCAGCGUGUGGGUGAACGCGCCGCUGACGCCGGUCUUAUCGCAGGGCGGCGUCUUCGGCGCGGCAAUCAUGGUCGGGCUCACGACGACGUGCAUCCUGUUCACGUCGCACUUUCAUCAGGAGGCGGGGGACCGCGCCGCCGGGAAGAUGUCGCCAGUGGUGAAGCUCGGCUUGGAACGCGCGAUUCGGACGCUCAGGUGCGCGCUCGCGAUCGGCAUGGGGUGGAUCGGCGCGCUGCCUCGGAUGGGCGCGCUCGCGGUGUUCUUGUGCUCCCCGCUCGCGAUCGCGAUCGCGCGGUACGCCACGGAGCACGAGGCGACGCCGGAGCGGCUGUUCAAGACGAAGUAUUUGGCGGUGCGGUGGCACGCGGCGAGUUCGCUCGCGAUGGCGAUCGGGAUAUGGUUGGAUCCGUGGUUCCCG
Molecule: messenger RNA, 954 nt
Organism: Micromonas pusilla CCMP1545
Lineage: Eukaryota; Viridiplantae; Chlorophyta; Mamiellophyceae; Mamiellales; Mamiellaceae
Exons: 2
Biological process (GO): vitamin K biosynthetic process; menaquinone biosynthetic process
Cellular component (GO): membrane
Molecular function (GO): prenyltransferase activity
Source: RefSeq, a predicted model, not a curated record